GUGGGGGGGGAGAGAAAGGGAGGGGGAGAGGAAGGGAGGAAAAAACCCGAAGCCGAGGCUCCGACACCAGAAGGACACGUCGCUGACUACUUGUACAGACAGGCAGAACCGAUGCUAAUCUGUUUAACCCGACGAGAUAUGGGCGAGUGGCUGGUCGGGGAGAGGAGGACUGGUCGCCGCUGACAAUGACGGAGGCUAUUCGCUGCACACUGGUCAACUGUAACUGUGAAUGCUUUCAAGCAGGGAAGAUCAAUGUGCGUCAGUGUGACCAUUGUAAACAUGGAUGGGUGGUACAUGCCUUGGAUAAACUACGAGUGAAUCACCUAUAUCAGCAAAGCCAGGUUGAAAUAGUCCAAUCAAAUGUUGUGUUUGACAUUAGUAGUCUAAUGCUGUAUGGGACCCAGGCCAUUCCAAUUCGUCUCAAAAUCCUGCUGGACCGACUGUUCAGUGUUCUCAAGCAAGACGAAGUUCUGCAGAUCUUGCACUCACUGGGGUGGACUAUGCAAGACUACAUCCGUGGUUACAUUCUACAGGAUGUCGCUGGAAAAGUACUUGAUCGGUGGAAUAUAAUGACCUAUGAUGAGGAAAUGGUCUCGCUACACCAGUUCCUUCGUUUUGGAGAAACCAAGUCCAUUGUUGAACUGAUGGCAAUCCAAGAGAAGGAAGGAAAUGCAGUUAUUGUCCCAUCAGCCAAGAGCAACUCUGAUAUCCGAGCGUUUAUAGAGAGCAGUAAUCAAACGCGGAGCCCCAGCCUGCCGACACAUUUGGACAAAGUGAAUCCAAGCAGCAUUCAUCACUUUGAGAAAAUCGUCAACAACUUGGCCUUUAUGUUGCCUUUCCAGUUUUUCAACCCGAUCCCCAUGCCCCUGUUGGGGACAUCUCCGAACAGUUUCCUCCUCGAUCAGCCUCAAGACAAGCCAAGGGAAGCCAAGCAAGAGAUUCCAAUUCCUAUCAGCAAGAAUUUCCUUGCAAGUUCGGGCGCCGACCCGUAUCAGAGCGCUGAAGAAAAUAGCCAAAUUUCCCAAGAUAAGUUUACCCUCGACCUGAAGAAUGACUCCACCAAUGAGUCCAGUGAGGUGACAUCCCCUUCGCUCAGCGUUACCCCAAGCGCAGAGCUUGAGCAAGCUCAGGUGGGUUCUCAUCCCAGCCGGGACAGGUCGAUGGAGACACCAGGCAGCCUGUCCACCAAGGGACGGGUUUACUGCAGCGCCUGUGAGAAGACCUUCUAUGAUAAAGGCACCUUGAAGAUCCACUACAACGCUGUCCACCUGAAAAUCAAACACAAGUGCACGGUGGGAGGGUGCAACAUGGUGUUCAGCUCUCUACGGAGUCGCAACCGACACAGUUCCAACCCCAACCCCAGGCUACACAUGCCGACUAUGAAAAAUAACCGGGACAAGGACCUGAGAAACUGCCCCUCAGCCACAGUUAUCCAAGUCAAUGAUAAAAGGCUUGACGCCUGCGAUGGCCGCUCCCUCGCUGGAUUCGACCAUCCCAGAGCUGAGGCCAAUGUUCAGAGUAAUGCUCAGAUUGGUCUCGGCAACAUCGGGCAUGGUGCAGCCUUCCAGAACCUGAAGACAGUGCAGCCGGUGUUCCCCUUCUACCGCAGCCUGGUGUCUCCGGCCGAGCUGGCCCUUCCCCAAGUGGCGCUGCCGACCCUGCCCCACGCCGCCCCUUCCAUCCAAGAGUAUUUCGCCGCCAGGGAACCGGCGGUGGAUCCCGUGCCCAAAAAGAAGUCCCGCAAGAGCAGCAUGCCGGUGAAGAUUGAGAUAGAGAUGAUGGAGGAACUGGAAGAUGCAGGAAGCGGCGUGUCCAACUGUGACGCCAGAAGCGAGGACGAGUACAAGAGUAUCAAGUAUGACCUGGAGAGAACAGAAAGUGGGUCCGACGUGGAAGAACAGGCCCCCAAAGGGCAGCAGCAAGACAUGAUAACAGCCGCUGAUGCCCGGGCACAGGGCAAUGGCAAUGCCAAUGCCAAAGCGGGCGGCGAUUCACACUUGGAGAACGGUGAUGCCCUGGUGAAAGCGCGAACUGUAAUCAUAUCAUCCUUUGGGGACGAGCCGAGGGAGAGCGAGGGGGACAGUAGCGAGAGCCUGCUGUCCAAAUCACAAGGGUGGCUGCAGGCAGACCUGCUGAUGACCAACUAUAAGGAGGUGCAGCAGAGGCUGAUGAACGGCGACUUGGGCAGGGUGCUGAUGCAACAGAGGGCCAGACCACUCUGCUUUGACGGGCCGGCGGUCAAUAGUUGCUCGUGUCUACAGCCAGACGCCGAGAAGAGGGAUAAUCAGGGUACUUCUAAUCCUAACUAUUGCUAUGUCUGCAAGAAGGUGUUUAAAAGUUCUUACAGUGUUAAAUUGCAUUACAAAAACGUGCAUCUAAAGGAAAUGCACAUGUGCACAGUAGGAGGGUGUAACGCUGCUUUCCCCUCGAGGCGCAGUAGGGACAGACAUAGUGCAAACAUCAAUCUUCAUCACAAACUUCUGACCAAAGGAUCAUAUGAGACCCAAAAAAACUUCUUCAGCGCCACACCUUUAUCAACAGAGUUCUGUGAAGAUCUUCUGGUGAGAACCCAGAUGGGACAUACUCCUGUAAUAUUGAAAGGGAAGAACAGAAGCGAACACUUUGGCUUUCCUUUCCACAGCACCCCUGAGUCUUCCAAUGAGGUCCAAGGAGGAGAUGGUUUUUACAAUGGAACAGUACUGGAUCUAAGCACCACAUCCAGUGUCAAGUCGGGAAGCAGUGUCCAUUCUUGGGAGUCAGAUGCUGGGAGUGAAGAAGGGAUCCCUGUGAACAAUGACGAGGGUUUCGAGCAGGAUGAUAUAAUGGCGAAAGAUAAGUUAUACCAACUAUCCUCCGCGGUUGAAGAACCCAUUGACUGUUUGCUGAAAUCUCCUUCUGCCAACUCGCCCAUCAUGUGCAACAUUUGCCAGAAGCUCUACAGUAACAAAGGGACUUUCCGAGCCCAUUACAAAACAGUACAUCUUCGUCAGCUUCACAAGUGCAAGGUGUUUGGUUGUAACACCAUGUUCUCCUCUGUUCGCAGUCGAAACCGGCACAGUCAGAACCCUAAUUUGCACAAAGACAUGUUCUGUGGCUCCACCACGAGUCACUGAACUCCUCCCAACCCUUUAUAGGGACGAUGGAUUUUGAAGUCACCAUUAAUUUGUCUCUUCUCAUAUUGGUUGCAGUGAUGGAGAGAGGAUCUUGAACUCCUUCAUCCAUGAAACUGCCAGGACCUCGUCGUUCUUCAGUGACGUUGGCAUGUUUUUGCUCCCUUCUCUGGUUCUCAGAACUAAUGGAAUGCAGAUUUCGAACAUUCCUGUUUUAUAGGUGAUGAAGAUCAGAAUCAAAUGGAACCCAGAGUUCACGAGACCUCAUUUUAUGAAUAAGAUUUUUUUAAUAGCAUGAAAGGUUCUUUGUUGCGACUCUUUGAUUAUCUGGAUCAAAAGGCACUUUUGAUACUAACUUUUAGCUUGAGUUCUGUUUGAUUAAAGAUGCCUUUUCAUCUGCACUUAUGCCAUAUUUUUCACAUUCCAGUUUCGUGUCUGAAGAAAUAACUUUAUGUAUGGAUAGGUCGGCCAGACCCAUAAACACAGUCAGACAUUUUAAUUUUCAAAUAACCUAAAGCAUUCAAGUCUGAUUCCAAAUGCUGUUGUCACAGUUUUCCUGAAAUCUGUGAAUGUAAUUCCCAAAAACGUGCAAAAAACCCCAUUUAAUUAUGCUUCCUUUGUUGUUUUAAAUGUUUUCUCAGCUUCAGUUGAGUGCGUUUAGUCAAAAUGAAGGUUCGGAAUGAAAUCUGGAAUUGGAACAGGUUGUAAGGCUUUGUGGACUUAAUGAAAAUUAAGAAUAUAAUGUGUCUGGCUGGUUGGUUUCUUAGUUAAGUUAUUCCAUAGCAUCGUGAAUGUUAAAACAUUUUGCUUUUGUGAUAUGCAAUGAUAUUUGCUAUUUUGGGCCAUCUUAAUGCUCACAAGAAGCUUAAAAAUCACAGCUUGCCAAAGAUGUAUCCAAUGUGAUAAUCUGUAAAUAAAUCAGCAAGUAAUAUUCUUGACGACAAAUUCUGCUUAAAAAAAUGAACAAUUUUUUGUUAACUACAAAUAUUUCUUUGUAAAAUUAAACAUGAUUUUAAAAAUG
Messenger RNA from Amblyraja radiata (thorny skate), 4131 nucleotides. RefSeq names its product basonuclin zinc finger protein 1 (gene bnc1). The transcript is spliced from 5 exons. The coding region runs from base 186 to 3113 and encodes 975 amino acids. The record is from RefSeq and is a predicted model, not a curated record. Lineage: Eukaryota; Metazoa; Chordata; Chondrichthyes; Rajiformes; Rajidae. Gene Ontology annotation, biological process: regulation of transcription by RNA polymerase I. Gene Ontology annotation, cellular component: nucleus.